AUGAGAUUCAGAAGGAAGGGAAAGCUAAGUCCUAGAUUUAUUGGACCAUAUGAAGUUUUGGAAAGGAUUGGGAAUGUAGCCUAUCGAUUGUCUUUACCAACAGAGUUGGAUAAGAUCGUGGAGAUGGACGAGUCUUUAACUUAUGAGGAAAAACCAAUAAAGAUUCUUGAUACUAAAACAAGGGAAACCCGAAGGAAAGUUGUGAAGCUCGUUAAGGCUUUGUGGUUGAACCACCUGACAGAAGAGGCCACUUGGGAAGUAGAUGAUGAUAUGAGAAACCGUUACCCGACUUUGUUCGAUCAAGAGGUUGAGUUCCUUCUUUUUCGAGUCUUCCUUGUUGCCUUAUGGUUUUGCUUUGAGGAUGAAGCAUCUUUUAAGCAGGGUAGAUUGUGA
Messenger RNA from Ipomoea triloba (trilobed morning glory), 393 nucleotides. RefSeq lists its product as uncharacterized. The record is from RefSeq and is a predicted model, not a curated record. NCBI's taxonomy places the organism in Eukaryota, Viridiplantae, Streptophyta, Magnoliopsida, Solanales, Convolvulaceae. The transcript has 3 exons. The coding region runs from base 1 to 393 and encodes 130 amino acids.